CUGAGUUGAUUCUCUCAUCUCUCUCUCUCUCUCUCUGUCAAACUUUUUCUUUUUUUCGGUUUUUCAUUCUCUUUCCUAUUCUGCGUUUAUUGUUUGAUUCGGAUUGGGGUUACAAUCCCUUCCAUUCCUCUUCCUCCAUCUAUCAUUUUCAAUAAAAGCAUUAUUCGAUUUCGUAUUUGCAUCGCCUUCUUCCCCCUCUCAUCUUCUUCUUUCUCAAAUCUCAUCUGCUCACUCACUCACCUUUUCUUUAUUUCAGCAUUCUCUCUCUCCCCUCUCUGGUUUUGAUCUGCGCGUCCCCAAAAAGGGCAAGCUAGAAAUGAAGAAGUUUGUUCUGAAGCUGGAAUUGGAUGAUGACAAAGCGAAGCAGAAGGCAUUGAAGAAGGUUUCUACUCUUUCAGGGAUUGAUUCCAUCGCCAUGGACAUGAAGGAAAAGAAAUUAACAGUGAUCGGAACUGUUGAUCCUGUAAGUGUGGUCAGCAAACUGAGAAAGCAUUGGCAAACUGAUAUAGUCUCAGUGGGGCCAGCCAAGGAACCUGAGAAGGAAGAAGAGCCUAAGAAGGAGGAACCCAAGAAAGAAGAGGAGGCUAAGAAGGAGGAACCCAAGAAAGAAGAGGAAGCGAAGAAAGAGGAACCCAAUAAGGAAGAAACAAAGGAGGAGGAACCCAAGAAAGGGGAAGAGAAGGAAGAAGAGAAAAGCAAAGAGGCAGCAGCUGCUCCUCCACCUGACCCAGUUUUAGAGCUGGUGAAGGCCUACAAAGCUUAUAAUCCUCAGCUCACUACUUAUUACUAUGUUCAAAGCAUCGAGGAGAAUCCAAAUGCUUGUGUCAUUUGUUAAGUUGGAUGCAUGGCUGUAUAAAUUUUAAGAUAAAAUAGGUUUCCUUUUCUUAAUCUCAUAAGUUGUUGUGUGUGUUUAUUAAGAGUUAAACACCUAAUUAAUUAGAAGAGUUGGAGGUAUAACAGCCUGUAUAUAAAUACUGAUGCCUCAUCCUCUUUUCAGAACAAAUAAAUGAAAUUUUGGAGCGCGUUUUCUUGCA
This is a messenger RNA of Manihot esculenta (cassava), 1034 nucleotides long. RefSeq names its product heavy metal-associated isoprenylated plant protein 39. The record is from RefSeq and is a predicted model, not a curated record. Gene Ontology annotation, molecular function: metal ion binding. The transcript is spliced from 3 exons. The coding region runs from base 317 to 835 and encodes 172 amino acids. NCBI's taxonomy places the organism in Eukaryota, Viridiplantae, Streptophyta, Magnoliopsida, Malpighiales, Euphorbiaceae.